CCUGCUUUCCUAUGUCAGUCUCUCUCUCUUUCUGUCUCACUCUCUCCAGCAUUUAACCAGCUAGAAACUGAAUCUCACAAACUUUGACUCUUGGAAUUUCUCGGACACAAACCGAAACCUUCAAGAAGAGCUUUGAAAUUAACAAGAAGAAUUAAAAAAAACAACAAUUGUUCCCUGGAUUUUCUUCCAUUUCCUCCUGUGGGGAAGGUUUCAGUGUAUUUUUAGACCUGCUGUGAUCCAGCUUUACACAAUUGCUGUGCGCUUUUUGCUGCCGGAUUUGAGUGUUGCCUCCAUCGUCUUUUUCUCACAAUCAGCUGGGGCCAAAAAGGAUUUAACGAAGAAGUUACAUGCUUGUUUCUAUGGUAACGCUGUAUUUCUCAAGCCACUGAAGGACUGAAGGUUAUCACUGCAACAACCAGCAAACGCAAAAGUCCAAGCUCUCUUCACCAAUGAGCAGUCAACCUAACGGCGGGGAGGCGGUCGCUCCAGCUCAGACCAAUCGGAGGACAUUUUUGGAUGAUGUCAUUUUGACCUUUAGUUCACCGAUGGCCUGGCUGCUGAUUGUGGCUCUGAUCCUCACGUGGUCGGGAGUUGCUAUCGUUCUCUUUGAUCUGCUUGACUAUAAAACUCUAGCAGAGUACACAUCAUACUGUGACGACCCCGUGUGUUUAUCUCCUGGUCUCCCUCCUCCUUCUGCCAUCGCUAAGAGAGGGUUGAGGGCUAGAGGCAUUCGUCCAAUAAGAUCAAGCCCUGCUGCAGCCCCUGCUGAUGUCGCAGCACCGGAGAGCACUGAUUGGUUGGAGAUGGUGUGGAAUUUUGCAGCCAGUUUGGUUGCUCCCGAUGAUGAGGAGGAAGGUAUUCACCAGCUAACUGAAACCCUCACAUCUUUCCACUCUGAGGAGCUCUGAGCAAGAGGAGUGUACGUAGAUAAAAGGGACAAGCAUGAACAAGUAGGAGCUGGAGAGAGGAAGAGGAGGCAAAAAGAGAUAAAAAGCGUGUCUGACUAAAGUGUAAGAGAAGAUGUGAAGAAACAGAAGGAGGAGGAGGAUGUACAGUUUAUCACAGUUAUGUUUCUGUCUGUCUGUCAUCAGCUGGAAUUUGAUGAAUAAACACUGCCAAUUUGAAA
Molecule: messenger RNA, 1126 nt
Organism: Dicentrarchus labrax (European seabass)
Lineage: Eukaryota; Metazoa; Chordata; Actinopteri; Moronidae
Product: triadin-like
Exons: 6
Coding region: 450-908 (152 amino acids)
Cellular component (GO): sarcoplasmic reticulum; membrane
Molecular function (GO): signaling receptor binding
Source: RefSeq, a predicted model, not a curated record